This is a messenger RNA of Toxorhynchites rutilus septentrionalis, 765 nucleotides long. RefSeq lists its product as uncharacterized. Gene Ontology annotation, cellular component: nuclear body. The record is from RefSeq and is a predicted model, not a curated record. The coding region runs from base 24 to 452 and encodes 142 amino acids. Gene Ontology annotation, biological process: positive regulation of DNA-templated transcription. Lineage: Eukaryota; Metazoa; Arthropoda; Insecta; Diptera; Culicidae. The transcript is spliced from 2 exons.
CUGUGGCCAAGAGUAGUUGAACAAUGGUAAUGGAGCUAGCAAAGAAAAGGAAGGCUACGAUGCUCAACAAAUCGGGGAUGCUGGUCGUCAUUGAAGUGUGGAAGGCCAAUAUUCUGUCCCUUCGGAGCACUUCCAAGAACUCCCACAUCUACAAGCAAAUGUGUGAGGAGCUGAAAGGCCACGGCGUUAUACUUACGGCGGUCGAAUUGAAAAACCGGAUCAAUAAUCUCUCUCGGAAGUACAGAUCCGAAAGAAACGCCAUGGGGCCCUCGGGAGGAUCACCUUCAUCUUGGGAUUAUUUUGAUAUUCUACACAGCUUUCUCCAUACUUAUAAACAAAACAGCACUCGCGAUUUGAUGGAUGAGGUGAUUGGUUCCGGUAAGUUAAAAGUAAUUUUGACAGUAAAUUUUCGAAAGAAGGAGACUGCAUGGAUCGACUUUCUCUUGUGUUAAACAUCAUCUAGAAAGCUUUCCUUACCAUUUUUAAUUUAUUAAAUGUGAGAUAAGAACUUCCCUUUCAAUUUGAGUCGUACAAAUAUAGUAUCAAAUCUCAUGCAAUGGGUGACUUUAGCGGUGGUCCAAAUGACCUGUUUGGUAUAAUUAUUCUGAAAAGAAUCAAACUGAGACCUUGCAGAAUCAUGCGCGGAACGUGAAUGUAUGUAAAUAACCACUCAGUCUUAGCAUUCAAAUUCAUUUUCAUUGAAGCAGCUUUGGAUUUAUGAGUAAUUUGAGUUGGGUUCUGAUUCAAGAUAGAAUAGAUAGUUCA